This is a messenger RNA of Cryptosporidium muris RN66, 846 nucleotides long. RefSeq lists its product as uncharacterized. The record is from RefSeq and is a predicted model, not a curated record. The coding region runs from base 1 to 846 and encodes 281 amino acids. The transcript is spliced from 3 exons. Lineage: Eukaryota; Apicomplexa; Conoidasida; Eucoccidiorida; Cryptosporidiidae.
AUGACAACAAUAAAUGACGCAGUAUUUAUGUCUGAUGAUGAGGAAGAUGAAUCAUUUAAUGAAUCUGAUAUAUCAUCUGAAGAAGAUAAUAGUAAAAAAAAUAAUGUAAAAUAUGAAAGGGAUGAUAAUAAUGAAAUGAUGGAUGAUUUGGACAAAGAAGAAAGGAUUGAAAUACUUUAUGAUGAUAUCCUAAAGAAAUCUAUGAAUAUAUUUAGUAGGCAAUCAACAGUUAACUCAGAUGACUUUAUGUUACAAUUUCAACGUAAAUGUUAUAAUCCACCUAAUUUUAGGAAGAAUUCAAAUAUAUCAGAACUUAUGCACUAUAUAGAUAUUGGGACAUCAAAAGUACUACCUAAAUCUUUAGAUUUAGAUAUUAUGAGUUAUAAGAAUAACUGUAGAGAUAUAAAGAAUAUUUCAUCAGAUGAAACACAUGAACUUGUAAGAAGUGCACUUAGUAAUGCAAUAGAUAAAAAUCCAAUAUAUAUAGAGAAACAAGUUAGAUAUGCAGGGAAAUCAUUUAAAAUACGUGAGAAAGUGGAGAAAUUAUCAUAUAAUAAACAUAAAAAAGGUAAUCAAUUUAUUGAAAAUGCUUUAAGUGGAAAAUUAUCUGUGUUAGAUGAUAUAGUAUCAAAGAUUACUAAAGAAAGUAGCAUAAACUCAAUACAAAAAUCUCAUUCAGAUUGGUCUGAAUUUAAACAAAUGACAGGUAUAGAGUCUCAAUUAGAACAGCAAAGAAAAUAUGGAUAUUUAUCUAAAACGGCAUUUUUACAAAGAGCUGAUUGGAGACAACAUGAAAUAGAAUUGGAAGCUAAGAGAAGAGCACUAAAUAACCACAAUAAACAAUAA